Messenger RNA from Arachis duranensis, 806 nucleotides. RefSeq lists its product as uncharacterized. Gene Ontology annotation, cellular component: chloroplast. Bases 111 to 806 code for a protein of 231 amino acids. The transcript has 3 exons. The record is from RefSeq and is a predicted model, not a curated record. Lineage: Eukaryota; Viridiplantae; Streptophyta; Magnoliopsida; Fabales; Fabaceae. Gene Ontology annotation, biological process: chloroplast organization; chloroplast rRNA processing.
AGUUAGAGCCUUGACUUUUUUCUCAACGUGUCUGAAAUAAAGAAAACAAGAAAACUGCAAGAAAUUUAGUUAGGGUUUAGCUUAAACCUCAAGAACCAGAACCCUCAACCAUGGAGGAAACCACCGCGCCGGAAGAACAGCUCCCGGAGAAAAACACAUCCUCCUCCUCCUCCUCCUCCGUUGAAGAAAUGGACGUGGACAGCCCCAAAGCAGAGGCCAAAGCGGACGACAAGUCUAAACAGAGUCGUGGUCGCGAGGAAGAUGAUAAGGUCCAGCCAGGCGACGACAAAGCUACUGAUUCGAAGAAGCAGAAGGUAGAUGACAGAAAGGGGAAAGCCAAAGUUGAUGAACAAAGUGAAGAGAAGAAGAAGGAGAAAAAGAAGAAGAAGGAUAUACCAACCGGUCCAGUGAAACUGGGUUACAGGACCUUCGAUUCUUCGGUGGACAUGUUCGAUUACUUCUACAACUUUCUUCAUUUCUGGCCCCUUAAUGUCAACGUCAACAAGUAUGAACAUGAAAUGUUGCUGGAAUUGUCCGGUCCUUCCAAGUGCGCAUGCACCCCACGUGGAUGGGCAGGUGCUUCGUCCUCAUCAGGGAGGAUGGAUCUGAGGAAGAUUUUCGCUUCCGCAAAUGUGUGCAUAGUAUUCUUCCAUUGCCGGAUGAGAUGCUUCCGCAACCUGGAGUGGACACCUACUUACGCAGCAGAAGUAAGUACUCCAAACAGGGAGGGCCUGCCGCUGCCGGAUCAGGAAACUGAUUUCUCAGAGAUCUUCACUCUUCGCUGUGUUGUGCAUACUUCCUCUUAA